AUGACGACCACCAAGAACUUUCAAGGGAUGGAGCCCGGCUCCAAAAGCAGUUCCAGGGUGCUGCGCCCACCGGGUGGCGGCUCCAACUUUUCGCUUGGUCCAGAUGAGGAGAAACCUCCCGUCCGAAAAAACAAGAUGGCUUCCAGUGUUUUCGAUGAGCCAGAGGACCCCUAUCUUAAUCGCAGGAACAACCCACCAGGAGGAAUGCCCAAAGGGGUGCUGUGUGGGGAGCCGUCAGCCCCCCUGAGGAGAGGAGGGAACAACGGAACCAACAGCUCAGCAGACGCCCCCCCCACCACAGAAGGAGAAAUGUCUGUGCGUGAUCAUGACAACUUUGCAGCUGAACCUGAAGCGGCUCCAGAGCAUCACGAGGAGGCCCCAGCAGCUGAGGAGCCCUCUGCAGGAUUAGGGUCCGGCCGCAGGAAUCCCCCCGGAGGCAAGUCCAGCCUCAUCCUGGGUUGA
Limanda limanda (common dab) is the source of this 462-nucleotide messenger RNA. RefSeq names its product jupiter microtubule associated homolog 1-like. The record is from RefSeq and is a predicted model, not a curated record. The transcript is spliced from 5 exons. The coding region runs from base 1 to 462 and encodes 153 amino acids. Gene Ontology annotation, cellular component: nucleus. Lineage: Eukaryota; Metazoa; Chordata; Actinopteri; Pleuronectiformes; Pleuronectidae.